CAGCGUUAAGCGCAUGGUGUAGGAGACGAAAUUCCCACAGAACCCCAGGGCCACGAUGGAAUGCCGAUAGCCCAGGCGAAAGGCUUUCCGCUUCAAUAUCAUUCAUCGAUUUUUGCUUAAUCUCUGCUGAUACUUUUGCUAAUUUAUUCGCGAGAAUUGAGAACUAGGCUAGCGAUCUGACGUGGUCCCGUCAACAGCACCGCUAUGUUCCGUUACGGCUCAUAGCAACUUACAGUGUACAUGUAUCGCUUCGUGCUGCUUACUUUUGAGUCAUUUCACGAUUUCAGUGUAACCAUUUUCAACAUAUUGUUACCGUUCAAUUUUUGCCUCCUAAAUUUCGAAGCGCUGGUGCUGUGAGCAAAAAUGAAGGACGAGGAAGAUGAGGACCUGCCGUCUCCACCUACGAUUUUCAUCCACCGCAGUGACACCUAUUUCGGGAAAAUUCUCGCGCAACAUUUGGGCACCACCGUUCCUGGUCCCACCGAAGAACCCGAAGACGCUGAGGACCAACCGAUAACAGUCGAUUUCCUCACAGCUUCAUCGGCGGCCACGACCUUUCCAGUCACCGCGGCCUGGCGACCUCUUACAGACCCGCAAUCGGUUGUCACUCCCCCGAACCAAACUGAGGCUCCGAUACUUCCCGCGGUGAAAUCGUUGAUUCGUUUCGAUGAUGAGCGCCAACGCAACAAACUGAUCGAGGAUGCUGAUGUAUGCAUUUUCAAUAUCUUUGAAGAUAACGCCGUCAAUCAGGUUCUACGUGACGCUAAAGAAGCCGUGUUGAUAGCUAAAGAUAUCGCAGUAAAGCAGAAGAAAAAGAAAACAUUCAUCCUUCUGUCGACUACGAUGACUUGGGCGCUGACCAAAAAACCCGGUGAUAACACUGAAAAGGACACGGAAAAGACCGAGGACGACGAAGAGGAGGAGGGUCUCACAGAAGAAACCUUCCGAAAACGCCGCACCCAUCCGGCUUACCGGUACCAUCUCGAACUGGAAAAGGACGUUUUAAAGUAUGGCAGCGAUCAUCCUGGUCAGCUGACAACGGCCGUGGUAGCGGUGGGAUUGGUUUACGGGCUGGGCGAGGACACGCUGCACUGGAUGCUGCGGGAUGCGUGGGAAGGACGCGAUGCGGUGAGGUUACCGGGAGAAGGCAAGAUUAGGACUCCCAUGAUCCACGCCCGUGAUUUGUGUCAGAUUGUACAGAGUUUCUGUGAGAAUAAACCAAGCAGGCGCUAUUUGGUGGGUGUGGAUAGUGGGAGCAUUAAAUUCCAAAAGAUUGCCGAAGCAGUUAGCGUGAAUCUGGGUUCUGGUUUCGUUGAGAACAUUAAUCCAUCUAAGCUCCUCACGCUCCGCUUAAUCGAUCAGGUGCAAUUCGACAUCCUCACCACUGACCUCCACUUCACCCCCGGGAUCGUCAAAUCCGAUAUGAAAUUUACGUGGACCGCCGAAACCGGAAUACUUGAUGCUUUGCAAAAGGUCAUCCAGGAGUAUCGUCUCGUACGGCGCUUAACGCCCAUCCGGAUUCUGGUCGCUGGUCCUCCGUUCACUGGGAAAACGCAGUUAUCGCACCGCCUGUGUGACCAUUACCAUUUGCACUAUCUCGACGUCCAUGAAGUGGUGGAAACAGCACUGACCGCGUUGCGAAAAUUCAUUGACAGCGAAACGAAGCGCCGCGCCGCAUUGACGGAAGACGAACUGGAGAAUGAACCAGAAGAGGAGUCAAGCCGGUUGGAGACGUCCCAGGAGCUUAUGAUCAAAAUCGAGGAGAGCCAGGAAAAGGAUGGGAAGAUCGGGGAAACGUUUGUGAUACGGUUUGUUAAGGAAACGCUGGCGAGUAAUCCAAGUAAAAACCAGGGUUUCGUCCUGGAUAAUUUUCCGGAUACUUUCGGCCACGCAAAAUUGCUCUUUGGAGCUGACCGAGGUGAGGACGACGAGGAAGAAGAAGCAGAAUCAAAUCACGACGAUGAAUUUGGUUCUGCACCAGUUCCAGAAUUUGUUUUUUAUUUGGAUUCGCCAGAAGAGCUAAUAAGAAAAAUGGUUAUGGAACGCCCCGAUGAGCCCGGUCCGACCGCCGCGCCCACUUCAGAAGACCGCUACCGCAGUCGCCUUAAAGAGUAUCACGAAACUCAUCCAGGCAACGAAAACGGUGUCGUCAAAUACUGCGAUGAACACUCCCAUCCCGUCCACUUCUUAGACCGUGCGCAUGUCGAUCCCGAAUUGACCUUUCAAACGGCUGUAGGGAUCGUAGGGCCGCCACACAACUAUGGACUUUCAAAAGAAGAUCGGCUGGAAGAGCUGCGAAAAGAUCAAGAAAAGGAACGGAAACGACGCGAAGAAGAGGAAAAGAUUCGAAAGAUGAAUGAAAGAGAAUUUCUUGUCAAGCGGCAAAAGAACUGCGCGGAGUGGGCAAUGAAGCUUGAGGACCACCAUCGAUUGCGCGGCCAACAAGUGCAAGAAGGUACGGCCAAUGUCCGGGAUUAUCUGCUGAAGAACGUCCUGCCGCAGUUGCAGGCAGGGUUGUUGGAGGCGGCGAGGGUGCGGCCGGAAGAUCCUGUGGACUUCCUCGGCGAAUUUCUACUGCAGUUAGCCAACCCGGAGAGGGCGCAACCACCAUUAACGACCAACCAAAAACUAGCCCGCGCUUCCCGGUUCUAGUUUGAUUUAAGCCGGCGGCUAGAGAUGGUGAUAAUUAAGGCAUUCUGUGCAUAUUAUCAUAUUAUACAUACUUACAAGAGAGCCUUGGCUUUUUACUUAUCUGUUCAUGACACAUCCGUCAUGCCGCACUUUGGAAUUUCUUUCAUGCACUUUUUGGCAAGCGCACGAGCCGAGACAAGUACCGUAUUGCUCACGAAAUUCGGCUCUAACUGGUAAGCAGUAUUAAAAAAUUUU
This is a messenger RNA of Paramacrobiotus metropolitanus, 2886 nucleotides long. Its product is annotated as adenylate kinase 7-like. NCBI's taxonomy places the organism in Eukaryota, Metazoa, Tardigrada, Eutardigrada, Parachela, Macrobiotidae. Gene Ontology annotation, cellular component: cytoplasm. Bases 364 to 2652 code for a protein of 762 amino acids. The record is from RefSeq and is a predicted model, not a curated record. The transcript is spliced from 4 exons. Gene Ontology annotation, biological process: nucleobase-containing compound metabolic process. Gene Ontology annotation, molecular function: ATP binding; AMP kinase activity.